AGACUGGAGAUAAACACCAUGCUGCCCUGCACUAACUUUAAUUUCACACGCAGAAAAUUUCACGUUAGAAGAUAAUUUUGUAGUUUUGCACUUUUGUGUGUCGGUUGGAUCUUAUUUGGGAUAUUUCGGACGUUUCCUCCGUUUUUUUUUAUUCUUCAUUUUGAGUUUCCUCCUUCUUCUACCUAAGGACAGUUGAAGAUGCUGCAAUCAAACAUGUUGCAAAGCUUCGCUCAGUCGCAGGACUGGCUUUACUCGGAGCCGCUGCUGUUUGACGAUGAGUUCUGCCAGAGUUUGAUGAAGGACCUCCAGUCGCUGCCGACCCCCCCACAGUCCCCCCCUAUGAAGGCCGGGGCCGAUGGCAGCAAGCCCCUGUCUAAGGAGGACCAGCUGAGCUACGUGUCGGACAUCCUGCUGGAGGAUCAGGACAUGCAACUCAACUGGAACUACGACUUCUUCCACUCUGACGCUGCUGAGAAGGAUGGCGAGCCCAGUGAGCCCUGCUCCCCCCUGGAGGAGGGCGGCGAGGACCUGUGGCGGUGCCUGGUACCGGACAAGGGCCUGGAGGAGAAGCUGGUCUCCUCCAUACUCGGCUCCAGCCCGCUGCUGUCUGACAUCAACACCAGCAUAUUUGAGGAGAUUGCCGGCUCCACGCUGGACUGCCAGAACCUGAUGGACACUCAGGAGACCAGCGAGGCCACAUCGGACUACGGCUCCACCGGUGGCGAGCUGUCCACAUAUUCAUCCAGCGACUCUGAGGAGGAAAUUGACGUGGUGACAGUGGUGCGCUGUUCCUCCAGCCCCUCCCCUCUCCCCUCAUUGGCUGACCUGUCUGUCCGUCAGCAGAAGGAAGAGGAGCAGCGAGCUCUCAAGCGCCACCACUUUGAGAUCCAGCUGCAACACAACUACGCUGCGCCCCGUCCCGCCUCGCCGCCGCCGCCGUCAUCCUCUUCCAACAAGCGCUCAAGGGGCAGCGAGAGUUCAUCGCGCUACCACCAUUCUUCGCGCAGUUCUUCCUCCUCAUCGUCCUCAUCGAGGAGCGGCGGCGGACGCACAACGUGAUGGAACGGCAGCGGCGCAACGAGCUGAAGAACUGCUUCAUGCGCCUGCGCGACAACGUGCCGGAGCUGUCGCACAACGACAAGGCGUCCAAGGUUGUAAUCCUGAAGAAGGCGCGAGAUUGCAUCUACGGCCUGGAGGAUGAGGGCCACAGACUGCAGUCCAAGAAGGACAAACUUCGAGCCAAACAGGAAGAGCUGAAAGCCAAGCUGAAGCGGCUCAGCAGCUAAUGGACCAGGGGCGAACGAUGGGCUACAGUUUUAGAUGUUUAGAGACAAUUUGGGUGGGGGGCGAGGGUGGAUAAGGGAAGAGACUUUGUACAAAUACAGAGAGACGGGCGGGGAUAAAGGAUGGCGUGUCAUGCUGAAAAGAACGCACAAAGUUUGAAAUUUCAAGGACUUUAUGGUAACAAUAUCUCUGGACUGUAAAGACAUUGCAACUAUGGACAAACACAACACACUCAUUGCCUCAGAAUUGAUCAUUCUCAUGCCUUGACUGCUGACUGUUGUAGAGAGUAGGAGGUUUUUAAAGUUGGAACGAGGACAGAGCGAGCAGAUUUUUAUUUGUUGUUUUUUUUGGCUGGAUGCACACUGAAUGAUCUGUAGCUCUUUGUUAUUGUUUAUUUCAUCCCAUUUGGGAGUCCGUACUUUGGGGAUGCCAAAUGGCGAAGGGGGAAAAUGACACAGCACCUGUUGGGUCAAAUAACUGGAAGCCACAUCAGCUCAGCAGUUGAAUGAAACUUGAAUAUUGUGGUUUCAGGAUGUCUUAUAGCCAUACUAUCCAGUGAUCCCUCCACAGGUGUGUGAUGGUGGCUUAGAAGUUAUUUGGUCCACUGCAUUUCUGUUGAUUCCAGUUAAAUUCCAAUUAAAUGCUAUUUUAACAAGAAGAGGUUCUUCAGUGUGCUUCCAGCCCUGUUGGCCUCAGGCGGACCCAUGGGCCCUACACCACUCUGUUAUCAGGUUAAUGUGUGUCAAUGACAGUACUGUAUAGACCGGGGUUGAUACUGUACACAUAGCAGUGCUCGGCCUCAGUUCAGUUCACCGCCAGCUCGCUCUCUUCAGAGUGUGCGUGUGUGCGUGUGUGUCCUCUAGUUUGAAAAUAUAUAAAUUACUUUUGUGUAUUAAGUAUUUUUCAUUAAUAAAUUGUUUAAACUCAAAGGUAGCCAUAUUAAACAACAUUCAGGUUUUGAGGAGACCGAACUUGAAAGUGAACUGAACUGUGAGCCGUGCUAUCGUAGCAAAUCAGCCAAAGUCUGGACAGAAAACGUUUAAAUAACAUUUGCAUGUCCAAAACAGUGACAGACUGAUGGUGUCCUAACAUAUUAAUAUUAUUAUUGUUGUUUUAAAGGUUCUGGUUAGAGGAAGCUGUAGCAGUGAUACUGUGACAUUUAGUUAAGUUUGCCAAGUAUGAAUUUACAUUUUUACCAUGAAUCCAGUGGAAAGUCCAUUCAUCGGUGGCCCUCAUUGAUCAAACUGGUGUAGAUUUUCCGCGAGAUUGUCGCAUAACAUCUGAUCGAGCUGCAGUUUAUAGGAUCUUUAAACCUAUAAUGACGGAACAUGUUGUUGACUGUAGAAGUAAAUUUCGACCAUGUACAUGUUACAUGAACGAGGGCCACUGGCCAACAUUCCCCAUUUAAAAAAGUUUGAAAAAGUGAUGCGCUGGCACCAUUUUGUGCCCAUUGAGCUUUUAUUUUUGACCACAUGGACACAACAUAGACGCUGAAGAGAGCCGUGAUAUCAAGUAAUACUUUAAGAUGGUAAAAAAGUAAAAGAUUAAGGCUGUACGUGUUCACCAGGAGCCUGUUGUAUCCGUUUACUAUCAGGUGUUUUGUCGAACUUGUCUUUGGGCUGGAUCUGAAGUUUGAAAUAUCAAUAAUGGGGUUGAAUGUUUAACUGAAUGCCAUUGUACUCUUAUCAAUAAUUGCCAAUGUUAUCCAUUAAUGUGCUGUUUGCUAUUGAAUUUGCAAAUGGGAAACAUUUGCUUAUUAGUGUCAAAUGUCUUAAAAUGCAUCCUAUAUCUUGGUUAGCAGUUCUUCCUUCUUGAGUCUGGGUGAACAGACCCUGGUCGGUAGGAAUAAUGAGAAUAGAGGGUGUUUUUAGCGGUAAAAACCUGUUCUGCCUUGAAAUGCAUUCUGUUGUUGACUCCUUGUUUCCUUUUUGAUUAUGUCACUGUCUGGUUAAAACCUCGCCUGCUUCUAUUAUGAGCUAGUUUUUUUUCAGGGAAGCUUCCAAACGUCUCCAAUUAUUGGUUUAAAUUUUUUCCUUUUUGUAGAGCUUCACAGUCACAAAGAGCUGCCUCCUGAAGUAAAGAUUCAGAGGUUUUGACAAGACAGCAGGGAUGAUUUUUUUUUUUUCUUUUCUUAGCAUGAUA
This is a messenger RNA of Morone saxatilis (striped sea-bass), 3426 nucleotides long. It is a transcript of the gene mych, whose product is annotated as myelocytomatosis oncogene homolog. Gene Ontology annotation, molecular function: DNA-binding transcription factor activity, RNA polymerase II-specific; protein dimerization activity; RNA polymerase II cis-regulatory region sequence-specific DNA binding. The record is from RefSeq and is a predicted model, not a curated record. NCBI's taxonomy places the organism in Eukaryota, Metazoa, Chordata, Actinopteri, Moronidae. Gene Ontology annotation, biological process: positive regulation of cell population proliferation; regulation of transcription by RNA polymerase II.